Messenger RNA from Cannabis sativa, 711 nucleotides. RefSeq lists its product as uncharacterized. The record is from RefSeq and is a predicted model, not a curated record. Lineage: Eukaryota; Viridiplantae; Streptophyta; Magnoliopsida; Rosales; Cannabaceae. Bases 1 to 711 code for a protein of 236 amino acids. The transcript has 3 exons.
AUGAUUGCUUUAGUUGCUCGAAACAAAGUAAAGUUUGUCAAUGGAAGACUUCUCCAGCUUGAUGAGGAUCAUGAAGAUUAUGAUGCUUGGUGUCGUUGCAACAACGCUGUAAUCUCUUGGAUUCUUCAUGCUAUCUCUCGAGAAAUUCUGGACAGUAUCAUGUAUCAUGAUAAUGCUGAUGAGAUCUGGGCAGAACUACAUGAAAGAUUUAAUGAAAGGAAUGCUCCAAGGAUUUUUGAAGUUAAGAAGACAAUGCAGAAUCUCACACAAGGAUCGAACAGUGUUAUACAAGAGUAUCAAGAAGAAGAUUGUCUUCUUGAAUUUUUGGUUAGACUGAAUGACUCUUACAGUAAUGUUAGAUCUCAGAUCUUGAUGAGAGAUCCUCUUCCUAGUGUCAAUAAAGCUUAUGCUUUAAUGAUCCAAGAAGAGAGGCAAAGAGGGUUAACAAGUGGGUCAGAUCGAGUAGUACUGCUGAAGUUGAUGGUUCUUCAUCAAACUCAUUUGAACAAUUUAUUGAAUGGCUAUCCUUAUGGUCACAAGCUCCAUGGAAAGUUUCCUAAUCGAAAUCUUAAGGGACCUGAAGGGAAACUUGCUUUUGCUAACUUCAGAGGAGCUGAUGAAAACAAAGGAGAAGAUGCACCAGGGGAUAUAGAUCUUCUGUCCAAUUUUUCAAGCAUGCAAUGUCAAAAGAUGAUGGCCUUACUUGCUUAG